Messenger RNA from Polyodon spathula (Mississippi paddlefish), 448 nucleotides. Its product is annotated as tropomyosin alpha-3 chain-like. The record is from RefSeq and is a predicted model, not a curated record. Lineage: Eukaryota; Metazoa; Chordata; Actinopteri; Acipenseriformes; Polyodontidae. The transcript is spliced from 4 exons. The annotation marks the transcript as partial. Gene Ontology annotation, cellular component: actin filament. Gene Ontology annotation, biological process: actin filament organization; muscle contraction. Gene Ontology annotation, molecular function: actin filament binding.
UCCCUAGUGUCUGUGUUUCUUCUCUCUGUGUGUCGUCCUUCCUGUUUUUUUCUUUCUCGCUUGCUUUCUCACCCUUUUCCCCUUCUCUCUCUUCUCUCCCUCUUUUUUUCAUUGUGCGGUUUUGUACUCUGUGUUUUCGGCGUUGAUGAACACAGCAAAUGCGCGGAGCUGGAAGAGGAGCUGAAAAACGUGACCAACAAUCUGAAAUCCCUCGAAGCGCAGGCUGAGAAGUACUCCCAGAAGGAGGAUAAAUAUGAGGAAGAGAUUAAGAUCUUGACUGACAAGCUCAAGGAGGCGGAGACUCGCGCGGAAUUUGCGGAGAGAUCCGUAGCCAAGCUGGAAAAGUCCAUCGAUGACCUGGAAGAUGAGCUCUAUGCCCAGAAGCUGAAAUACAAAGCCAUCAGCGAGGAGCUGGACCAUGCUCUUAACGACAUGACUUCCAUGUAAA